AUGGUGGUCGAUGCAACAAACAAUAAUGUUUUGAGCUCUCAACUUAGCCAACUCGUCAAACAUUUGAAUGAAAAUCUCAAGAGACACUCGUGCCAUAGGGAAUGUCUAGGUUCCAUCACUUACGAAACGUCUGAAAUUGAUCGACUUUAUUUAUUAACAGUCUCUGUUCAAGCUGCUGAUUUUACAGUCGAGGUUACAAUAAAUGACAGAAAUCUUGAAUGGCAUUUCCUAGUAAUUACCAUGUUUGAAACUUCGAAAAAAUACAGCUCAGAAGAAGAGUGA
This is a messenger RNA of Sphenostylis stenocarpa, 282 nucleotides long. The record is from the annotation of a GenBank genome assembly. NCBI's taxonomy places the organism in Eukaryota, Viridiplantae, Streptophyta, Magnoliopsida, Fabales, Fabaceae.